AUGUCUACAGCAAUUUUAAAAUCUGAAGUAACAAUUGACGAAGAAGUUAAGCAUGAACCGAUUGAUGAGCAUAUUGCAGACACUAGUGAGGACAAAAUAAAUUUAUAUAACAAACCUUACAUAUGUAAUGACGACGUCAGUGAGUCAAGUGAUAAUAUAAAUAAAUGCAAUAAGUCAUUUAAAGAAGUUUUAGGAAAACGUAAAACUACCCUAAACUUGAAACAACCCUUGAAAUGUAAAGUUUGCAAUAAAUAUUUUUCAACAACUAGCACCUUACAUCAACAUAAAAUGAUUCAUACAGUAGAACGUCCUUACAAAUGUGAAACCUGUAAUAAAGCAUUUAUAAGAAAUCGUGAAUUAAUUCGACAUAAAAGGAUUCAUACAGGAGAACGUCCUUACAAAUGCGAAAUAUGUAAUAAAGCAUUUUCAACAAGUGAUUAUUUAAGUUUACAUAAAAAAUAUCAUGCGGGAGAACGUCAUUACAAAUGUGAAAUAUGUAAUAAAGCAUUUAUAACAAAUGGUAAUUUAAGUCAACAUAAAAGGAUUCAUACGAAAGAACGUCCUUACAAAUGCGAAAUAUGUAAUAAAGCAUUUUCAACAAGUGAUUAUUUAAGUUUACAUAAAAAAUAUCAUGCGGGGAGAACGUCCUUACAAAUGCGAAAUAUGCUUCAUACAGGAGAACGACCUUACAAAGGCGGAAUAUGUAAUAAAGCAUUCAUAGCAAAAGAAACAUUAAACCAGCAUGAAAUGAUCCACACUGGAACCCGUCCUCAUAAGUGUGCUUUAUGCAAUAAAUCAUUCACAAGAAAAGAAACAUUAAACCAGCAUUUAAUGAUUCAUACUGGAGAACGACCUUACAAAUGCGAAAUAUGUAAUAAAGCAUUCAUAGCAAAACAAAUAUUAAACCGACAUCUAAAGAUUCAUACUGGAGAACGACCACAUAAAUGCAAGAUAUGCAAUAAAGCAUUCAGUUUAAAACGAUAUUUAAAACAACAUGAAAUUGUCCACACGAGAGAAAGCAAUCAUUGA
Molecule: messenger RNA, 1029 nt
Organism: Ctenocephalides felis (cat flea)
Lineage: Eukaryota; Metazoa; Arthropoda; Insecta; Siphonaptera; Pulicidae
Product: zinc finger protein 708-like
Exons: 2
Coding region: 1-1029 (342 amino acids)
Source: RefSeq, a predicted model, not a curated record